Haplochromis burtoni (Burton's mouthbrooder) is the source of this 1139-nucleotide messenger RNA. It is a transcript of the gene prpf38a, whose product is annotated as pre-mRNA processing factor 38A. Gene Ontology annotation, cellular component: precatalytic spliceosome. NCBI's taxonomy places the organism in Eukaryota, Metazoa, Chordata, Actinopteri, Cichliformes, Cichlidae. The record is from RefSeq and is a predicted model, not a curated record.
AAGAAGAAGUCGAACCGGAAAUAAUAUUUACUCUUUCCGGUUUGGCGUCUAAGGUUUUCUUUUUUUUUGUUCAUUUUCUCCAUGCCAGAAUAGUAGUAUCAUGGCAAACAGAACCGUUAAAGACGCUAACAGUAUACACGGGACUAACCCGCAGUAUCUGGUGGAGAAAAUCAUCCGCACACGAAUCUACGAGUCUAAGUACUGGAAGGAGGAAUGCUUCGGUCUCACCGCUGAGCUGGUUGUCGACAAAGCCAUGGAACUUAAGUAUGUUGGUGGAGUUUUUGGUGGAAAUAUCAAACCCACUCCUUUCCUUUGUCUCACGCUGAAGAUGUUGCAGAUUCAACCUGAAAAAGACAUCAUUGUCGAAUUCAUAAAAAACGAGGAUUUCAAAUAUGUGCGUUUACUUGGAGCGAUGUACAUGAGGUUAACUGGAACUGCAGUGGAUUGCUACAAAUACUUGGAGCCUUUGUACAAUGACUACAGAAAGAUUAAGAGCCAGAACAGAAAUGGAGAGUUUGAGGUGAUGCAUGUGGACGAGUUCAUCGACGGGCUUCUUCACGCAGAGAGAAUGUGUGACGUCAUCCUUCCUCGGCUUCAGAAGAGGCAAGUGCUGGAGGAGGCUGAGAUGCUGGACCCAAGGAUUAGCGCUUUGGAGGAGGACUUGGAUGAAGUAGAAAGCAGUGAAGAAGAAGAUGAGGAAGAAGAUAAGCCCCUCACCACGGAGAGAUCGCCAUCGCAGCAAGAGCCCCCGGCGCCACCGCAGCAGGUCCAGAGAGAGACGCCACCGCUCCAAAUCACCAGGUCACCACAGAAGCCACAGACAUCGCAGCCAUUCCAAGUCCCCAGAGAGGAGUUCAAAAAAGAGUCACAAGAAGAGUCGAAGAGGAAACGAGUGAUUUUUUUCUUUCUUUUUGUCUUUAUACCAAACUUUCAGAAAUCUGCUUUCUAAUUCCUGUGUAUUUGUUUUCUUUUCCCUUAUUGUUUUUUUAUGGGGGGGGAGUAUAAAUAUAUAAAAUAUUUCAUGUAAACAUGUUCAUUGUGCUUAGAAUGUGUUUCAUAAUCUGAUUUGAUCUGACAUUUCAAAAAUAAAGGCCCCUAAAUUGUGACUCUUCGGAUGUUUCAAGGAUGUUGUUGUUGUU